Molecule: messenger RNA, 1428 nt
Organism: Diuraphis noxia (Russian wheat aphid)
Lineage: Eukaryota; Metazoa; Arthropoda; Insecta; Hemiptera; Aphididae
Product: glycosyltransferase 25 family member
Molecular function (GO): procollagen galactosyltransferase activity
Source: RefSeq, a predicted model, not a curated record
UCGUGCUAUCAGUCAUCUUUAUCAGUCAUCCGUUAUCAACCGGGACGACCGGCGGCCACUUUCUCAGUUGCAGAUACCAUCGUCUCACGCCGGAUUGGCGCCAUUCCGAAAUCGGCAGCCAAACCUGGCUCUUUCGAAUUUUCGGGAAACGACUUAACCGGUACUAUGUCUGCGUCUAUAGUCGUGUGCACGACGUUUGUGACAGUAUUUGCUCUGGCUUUGGGAUCGGUCGUCGAUAACCGCAAGCCAGAUACCGUAUUCGUGGCCAUACUCAUAAGGAACAAGGCUCACACUCUUCCAUACUUUUUCAGCGCUCUCGAAUCUCUGGACUAUCCCAAGGAUCGGAUGCAUCUAUGGAUUAGGAGUGAUCAUAAUAUAGAUAACUCAACUCAAAUUUUAAAUAAAUGGUUAAAAACAUCAGGAAAAGUUUACCGUUCAGUCGAUGUUAAAAUAGAUAAUAAUUCAACAAAGUAUGAUGAUGAAAGUGGUCCUGCGCAUUGGCCUCAUUCUAGAUUUCAGCAUAUUGUUCAGUUAAGGGAAACUGCUUUGCGAACUGCACGAGAUAGUUGGGCCGAUUAUAUUUGGUUUUUAGACUGUGAYGCUUUUAUAAUCAAUAAGUCAACUUUAAGACAUUUAAUAAAGAAAAAAUAUCCAGUUGUUGCUCCUAUGUUGAAGUCUGAUGGAUUAUAUUCAAAUUUUUGGUGUGGUAUGACUGAUAAUUAUUAUUACAAGAGAACUCCUGAUUAUGCACCUAUAGUAGAGUGGAAAAUCAAAGGGUGCUAUCAAGUGCCAAUGAUUCACAGCUCAGUUUUAAUAGAUUUAAGAUUCCAGAUCACUGACUACUUAACAUUUAACCAUAGUUUAUUGCCUAACUACAUGGGACCAGUAGAUGAUAUAAUUAUAUUUGCGAUGUCUGCAAAUUUCUCUGGUAUUCCCUUAUACAUUUGCAAUGAUGAAAUCUAUGGUUUUAUAACUAUACCACUUGAAAAAGAUAGUUCUUUAGAAAUGGAUAUAAGUCAAUUGACAAAUAUAAAGUUAGAAAUAACAGUUGACAAUGAACCCUUACAUAUUUCAAGUAAUUUAUCAGAUCUUGAUUUACCAAGUGCGCCCAUAGACAAUAUGGGUUUGGAUAAUGUUUUUGUUAUUAACUUAGCCCGAAGAACAGAAAGACGAAAACGUAUGCAUUACUGUCUUAAUGAACUUGGUUUAAAUGCAACGUUUAUCGAAGCUACCGAUGGAAGAGCUUUGACCGAAACAGAUUUGGAGUUCAUGGGCGUGAGGCUCAUGCCUGGUUAUAAAGAUCCCUAUUAUAAACGGCCAAUUACUAAAGGAGAGAUUGGGUGCUUCAUGAGCCAUUACAGAAUUUGGGCAAAGGUUGGUGAUAACGAAAAUAUUGUCGCCGCAGAGACUAAACAGAGCAUAGCAGUC